Messenger RNA from Euleptes europaea (tarantolino), 976 nucleotides. RefSeq names its product protein FRA10AC1. Gene Ontology annotation, molecular function: phosphatase activity. The coding region runs from base 1 to 954 and encodes 317 amino acids. Lineage: Eukaryota; Metazoa; Chordata; Lepidosauria; Squamata; Sphaerodactylidae. The record is from RefSeq and is a predicted model, not a curated record. Gene Ontology annotation, biological process: dephosphorylation. The transcript is spliced from 14 exons.
AUGAAGAUCCUUUGUCAUGGGGACUAUGACUCUGAUUUCAGUGACGAUGAAACCAGCAAGAAGCCUGCCCAGGAGAGGAAUAGGAAUGAAGAUGCGUUACUUACAAAGCCCUUCCAGAAAGAAAAACAGAGCAAGGUGGCCCACAGACAGGUAGCGACAGAUGAAUGGGACAGGGAAGAAGCAAGAAAUCGAAGAUUUCAUUUAAUAGCAAUGGAUGCUUAUGCAAGGCAUAAGAAACUUGUGAAUGACUACAUUUUAUUCUACGGUGGUAAGAAAGAAGACUUCAAACGUUCAGGAGCAAAUGACAAGACAGACCUUGAUAUUGUGAGGGAAAACCACAAAUUCUUGUGGAGAGAGGAAGACGAAGUGGACAUGACCUGGGAGAAGAGGCUUAGCAAGAAAUACUACGACAAGUUAUUCAAAGAGUACUGUAUAGCAGAUCUGACUAAAUACAAAGAGAACAAGUUCGGGUUUAGAUGGAGACAUGAGAAAGAGGUGAUAUCAGGAAAAGGACAGUUUACCUGUGGCAGUAAACACUGUGAUGAAAAGGAAGGCCUGAAGAGUUGGGAGGUGAAUUUUGGUUACGUUGAGCAUGAGGAAAAGAAAAAUGCGCUUGUUAAAUUGAGGCUCUGUCCAGAAUGCUCUUACAAAUUAAAUUUUCACCACAGGAGAAAAGAAGUCAAACCAAAGAAGAAGAGAGCAAGCUCCGAACAGAGCUCUAAAGCGCUAAAAAGUAAGAAGGCGAAAUUAUCUUCACCACGAAAACACAAGACAAAAAAGAAACAUGACGAUCAAGAGUCAGAAGAAUCAGAUGAUUCUGAUAAAGGUUCGGCCAAUAGUGAUGACCAAGAUGGUCCCUCAGAUGGUGAUUUUUGGAAGGGUCCUCUGCAAGAGACAGAAGAAAAAACACGGGAGGAAGAAUUUGACGAGUACUUUCAAGACUUGUUUCUCUGAAAUACAGCGUGGAGAUCUCAAU